CACACAUUGUUCUCAACGUUAAAAUAAGGAUGGGUUGUUGUGCUUACCUUAUAAAAACUUAUAAAAAUGUACAUGAAUCGGGAAAAGGAGGACAUAUCAUUUUUGUGUAUAAAUUUUAAGAAAUACAUGUAUAUCAAUAUCUAGGACAUAUAGAAUCUAGUUCUAAUUAUAGUACCAUUGAUAUUACUACGAGUAAUUGUUAUCAAAUUUAAAAGGUGUCUUGGGAGGACAAACUUACAAUGUCUAUGUCAGAUGUAAAAGGUAGGAUUAGGGACUCCAAGACUCUCCAACUGAGUGAGGAGGAGCUGUCAAAGGUUAAUAAUAUUAUGACCUUAAUGACGUCACAUGUAUUGCGUAAUUUACAUACCAAACGAACUGAUGACCGAGAUAGAAAAGUCGAAUUGCCCAUUCCAAGAAAUCAAUGGAUACGGAUGCUCCUGCUUAACUUAUUUGAUGCUUGUGCAAUGAGCUUUCGAGUUUCAGAUUUAUUGAAAAAUCAUGAAGGUUUGGACUUAAUGACAGCAGACCAACCCUGUGUUGGCUUUUAUACAGGAAGUAUGGCGGAGGGUGUCGGGUGUGCUACUUUGGGAGACUUUUCCGAUACGGACCGGAUGGAUGUCUUAAAAGAAUACAAAGCAGAAUACCAAAGAAAGAACGGAAAUGACAACAACGAGACGGAAUCUAAAAAAACGUCUGAGCAACAGCAAGACCAUUUGCCUAGAAGUAGUUCAGACGAUAAAUCGACCGUUGUGAUAAAUUUAUCACAAGGAUCAUAUCCAGGUUACACAAAAUUGAUAAAGAGUGAAGCAACAAGCGACUUAUUGAAAAUCACAUCAGCACUGAAUUAUGGUCCAGUUAUUCGCAGCUCUAAACAGGAGCAACUUCUUGCACAUGAAUUUGAAUACGAUCACGCCAUUGCUGUACAGUGUGAAAGUUGGCCAACUGAGUCCCUCCAAUGGGUAACUAGAUUUCGUCCAUCCGGUUGGCCCAGUGUUAAGCUUGUGGAGGAAUGCUCAUUUAUACCAUGUUACAUUGUCGCCAAAUCUCAUGCAGCAAAUGCAGAUGAUACACAUGAAUGGCGGUUUUCUUUUGCACGACAAGAGGGUAUUCUAUUUAGAAGUAUUCCACUAAAUGUCAAAAUGGUAUACAUCCUAUCUAAGUUGCUUGUAAAGGGUCUUCAUAUCAAAGAAAACUUGCUCUCAACAUAUCAACUGAAAACGAUGUUUCUCUGGCAUUGCGAGCUGAAAUCUGAAGAAGAAUUUAAGUCCAAAGAGUUGGAGAUCAACCUUGAGGAGUUUCUUGUAUUCGUAGCGCAAAGUUUUGAAGAACACAAGAUACAAAAUUAUUUCAUACCAACGAAUAAUAUGAUUGGUCAUAUUGCAUCAGAUAUGGUCAAAGAUGUGAAACAAAAAGUCGAAUCUAUUUUGCCAAGCUUUAUGACCCUUUGUUCUUCAUUAGAAAUGGCAAAAACUUAUCCAUUUUCUGUCCAAUGUAUAGCAGCUUCUUUGGAAAGUGGAUCAGAUGCUGACUCUAUGCUCUUUCGACGGAUUCAGAGCAAUUUCCUAGAAAUCAUUUCAGAAUAUAUUCUAUCGUCCUAUAUGCCUCAUUCAGCAUUCAUUGAGAUGUUGACACCAUAUAUUCCAGCUCUAAAUAAUUUACACCCGACAAAAGAAGAAGAGAUCAUUCAGUGCCUUCAGCUGACGCAUCUUCUUGCAAAGCAUUCAUCACUGGGUUACGAUGUGUAUGGGUUACCAUUCGUCCAAAUGGCGAUACUGUACUCUGUCGAUCAAGUAGAACAUUCGUCAGAUUACUUGCCCAUAUUCACGAAGGUUCUCCGGGAUAUUUUUGAAUCAGUUAAAGAUUUGGACGUUUCAUAUCUCUUGGCGAGCGUUUUCUGCUUUCUUGGAAAUGAAAGACACGCGUCAGCAACAAAAACGUGUUGUUAUCUCAUCUGGGAAUGGGCAAAACAGACUGAAAAUAGAAACGACAUCAUUCUAAACACAUGGCAAAAGGUUUCUACAUCGAUGCAUCUUGUUGAGGAUGGAAAACACAGCAAAAUUUUGCUGUCAAGAUUAAAUGAAAUUACAAUUCUUCUUGAUGUGUCUCCGUCUCAAAUUGAGGUUACAAUGGCAACCGUGCUUCGGCUUAAGCAUGAUAGAUCCAAUCUUGAAAUUGUUGAAACAUUUUGUAAUAUGAGAAAGGAUGUCUCUUUAGAUGGUACACAGAAACAGCUGGUGUAUGGAACUUUCCUCUACCUCGAGGAAACUGAAAGCAGUUUGCAAAACGAAGCAGAGAACUUGUUAGAGGCAUCAGGAGCACUAUGUAAGUCAAAGAUUUAUUCUUCAGCCACUGCCACAUUCAAUUUUGUUACAGCCAUAGUAGUGUAUACAAAACUUUGCAAUGGUAACAAGAAACUGGUACAGAAGUAUCUGCAACUAUUAAAGACCGCACAGACAUCAGAUAACUGUUCAGAUAUAAAAGAGCUUGAAUCAGAUAUUGUUGAUCUGCUAAGUACACCAGAACUUAAUACUAACCAGGCAUUUCAGUUUGUUGUAUACUACACACGUCUGUGCAUGGUAGCAACAUCAGUCAAGUUUAUUUUGAGCGUAAUAGAUGAACUGGUUCAACCCCAUAUCAACCUCGGAAUACUCUCAGCAUGUGGUAUAGAGUUUUCUUCCACAAAAAAGAUAGACCUUGCCCUCGAAUGUCUUGAAACAUGGAUUCACCGUUCAACACAAGCAAAUGUGGUACAGAACAAAGCUUUACCAGUUAAAAUAUACGGGAAAAUAGGCCAUCUAUAUCAUGUUAAAUCAAAUGCAGCUAAAGAAAAAAAUUUGAGUCGAAUUUACAGGAACAAAGCAGAAGUAUUUUUCCAAACCGCCUUAAAAGAAACUGAGGACGACCUGUCUGUCAUUGGAGACUAUCUCUUGUUUUGUAGAAAGCAAAGUGAGGAAUUCAAAACAUAUGUCGAUAUUGCAUGCUCUCAGAACGAUGUUGAUAAAGUGUCCGUUUAUUUCCCCUCAUCGCUGCCAGUCUUAGAAGGCAUUCUUGGGCUUCGUGGAGAAAUUGAGGCGAACGGCAACAUUUACAUCAGCUCAUCUAUUUUUGUUAGAUGUUUGUAUUUCGAUAGUAGUGACAGUUCAAAUGAAAACUUCACGAAUAAAGUUCAGCAAAUGAAGGAAAUAGCUCGGCAAUUAAAAGAAAUUCUCCAUAAACAGAUGGAACUAGGAGAGGACGUUGAAGUGGGGAAAAACGUUCUAUCGGAUUCUUUGCGUGUCAUUGCUUAUUUCUCAGCAAAAGCAGAAAUUGACUCUGAAGUCCUUGAAGCUCUAUCAGAAGCAAAGGCGGUAUCACCGGAAAGAUGCACGUCUGAUUAUUUUACAUCACUUUUUGAAAAAUUUGAAUCAAAGCAGUUGCAGUCAAAUCAAGAAAAAACUUUAUAUUCUCGAACCUAGAGAAACAUGACAUAGAGCAGUGUAACUAUGUGAUCUUUUGGCAGCAUUGCCUUGACAACUUUCAUUAUUAGUUGCCAGAAAGAAGUUGUUUACGAAUAUAUGAUAAUUACACAACCACUAAUUUUCCGCACCGCUACAUGAACAUGACCAAAGUGAAAAUCAAGUAUGUCUGAUGCUGUGUUAAUUAUCUGCUGAUAAGCCUUGUGAUUCAACAGAUAAGACUAUAACAAGCACCACUUGUCUAUUUAUUACAAAAUUUAUUAUUUGUGUAAAUCAAACAUAACAUUAAAAAACAGAAGAUUAACUUAUCAUGCAUGAAAAAGUCAAAGGUGUAGCAUAUCGGUGAACGUUAAAUUAGACAAUGAAAGAUAAAAACGAGAGAAAUUACUUUGUCAUCUCAUCAUUCAAAGGAUUCGAAAGAACAUCCAAAAAAGGGGAAGAUGAUAAAGAUGCUAUAUAAUAUGAGUAUAUGUACUUUUGCUUACUUCAUCAAUGAAACUUAUAAAUAAGAUACGAAUUUUGUGAAACACAUUUACUUUAUUUGGCAACAAGUUUGUAUGGCUAAGAGGUAAAAAAGCAGUACACGAUUGAUUGUUAUGAUAACCGAUGGUGCAAAGUUUAAACAAUUAUUAUGAAAUUAGUUAUUAUACUACAUGUAUUAAUAUUUUAGUUAACCAGGAAAAAUCUGGAAAAGAGUGUGAUCCCGAUGAGAUGGACCGAUCUACAAGAUAUAUGACAACAUGUGUUAAACGGCUUCAACACCAAAGAAACAAACUCUUUUGUGAUAUUUUAACUAGUGAAUUUUUAACAUUUGGGCAUGUUUAUUCAAGCGUAGUUGGAAAUGUUGGCAUUUAAUCUAAAACAUUGACAUGGUCAGCUCCUCUUAAAGAUGCUUUACAUGCUAGUUCCUCAUUGUAGUUCUGUAUUUUAAAAUGUACCUUUUCAAUGUUAUCUAGUUUUGGUCACAAUUCUACAUUCAUAUGAAAUAAAUAAUGAAUUUUUAUAUGUUUAAGAGAAUUUUCCAAAAAGAGUAAACUGGUGUUCAUCAUUAAAAGACUUAUGUACACUGGGUUUGAAAGUGUGUUGAAAGUGUGUUGGAAAUGUUGACUUAUUUUAUGUGUUGUACAACAAAGAAUCAGUUAUUAAUUUACAAAACUAGUAAAUUAGAUUUAAUUAAUCGAAUAGAGCUUUAUUUUACAAAAACUUUAACAUAGUACGUGUUAAUUAAUUGUAUUUGGGAGAUGCUCUGAAGCUUAGAAAUAUACCAUUUGUUGCUGUAAAUUUGUAUUAAUAUUUGAUAUUAACCUUUGUUUUUUUAUAUAUACUAUUCAGAAGAUUAGAAUAUUAUGGAUUUGUAUCAUAUAACAUGAAUAGAGGAUAUUCGAUGAGUGUAUGUUUAAUACUGAAUUUAUUGAACAAGUUGAAUAAAAUCAUAUUAUACGAGCCACUGACGAGCAUAUAAUAUUAUUAUCGAACGAGUUCGAUAAAUUCAGUAAUAUGAAACUAACACGAACUUAAUAUUCUUUUUAUCACAAAGAUGUACCAUGAAUAAAGACUGUUUACAUUGCAUUUCGAUUUCAUAUUAGGUAAGGCAUGACAAUUAAUGACAGUUUAUUAAUCUAUUGUAUACAUGUGAAACUACCAAUGCUGUCUUUAUAUGCAAAAAGUACAUUGUCUUAGGCACUAUCUAUAUUAAUUUUUACGUGCUAGUUCUUACCUAUUUACAUUUAGAUUUAUUUAUGAACGUAUGGGUGUAACAUUGUGUUUGUAAAGUUCUUGCACUGUUCUUUGUAUGUUUUAUAUGCCAUAUAUAUAUUCUUAUAGGGUUUUCAGCCAAACAAACUUUUGACUAUUAUCUUCUCGUAUAUAAAUAUAAGGAAUCAAAUGCAGGUAUAAUUAAUGUACUAGCUGUAAUUACAGAUGUUUUUCUAAAUUAAACAUGUAUUUGAUAUUACCAAAUUGAGAUGUUGAAAUGUUUUUUAUCGGGAUUUGUACUCAAUCCUGAUCGAAAUUUAUCUGUAUUGUUAUAUUAUAUUAUGUUGUAAACUUGGAAUAAAUUAAAUAUUGAUUAAACAAAUUAUGCUUUAAUGUGGUCAACAUCAAAAUACAACCUAAUUUUGUGCUGGUAAGUAAUAUACUGUACCCAAUAUCACAUAAACAUAAUGUAACAAACAAAAGACAAACAGAAGACAACACAAUAUUCACCAACACAA
Messenger RNA from Ruditapes philippinarum (Manila clam), 5668 nucleotides. RefSeq lists its product as uncharacterized. Bases 240 to 3455 code for a protein of 1071 amino acids. The transcript is spliced from 2 exons. The record is from RefSeq and is a predicted model, not a curated record. Lineage: Eukaryota; Metazoa; Mollusca; Bivalvia; Venerida; Veneridae.